AUGGAUUCCUCCAAAACCCUUCUCCUUCUAGCCCUCCUCAUAACUUCUUUAUCAGUUCAAUCAGCCUCAGCAAACCUGAAGCUCUUUAGAGAGUACAUCGGAGCUGAAGACAAGGGCGUUACGUUCUCAGACAUACCGAUUAAUCCUGAAGUUGAAGUUCACUUCAUUCUAUCCUUUGCCAUUGACUACACAACCUCAUCUUCCUCUGUAUCUCCAACGGAUGGCAAUUUCAAAGUGUAUUGGGACACAGAAAACCUCUCCCCUUCUCAUGUUUCUUUCAUCAAAGCUCGCCAUCCUAAUGUCAAGAUAGCCAUGAGUCUUGGAGGAGACACAAUAUCCAAAGACAAACCAGUUUAUUUUCAGCCCAUAUCAGUCAAGUCUUGGGUUAGAAAUGCCAUCAAAUCCAUAACAAAGAUUGUAGAAGAGUAUGAUUUGGAUGGAAUCGACAUCGACUACGAACACUUCAAUGCAGAUGAAGAUACAUUUGCUGAAUGUAUUGGGCAGCUUCUCUUCCACCUCAAACAAGGACGCGUCGUCUCAUUUGCAUCAAUAGCACCAUAUGAAAAUAGUACUGUGCAGCUACAUUACUCGACUCUGUGGAGAAAGUACAGUCAUCUAAUCGACUAUGUAAACUUCCAGUUUUAUGCCUAUGAUAAAGGGACAACAGUUCCUCAGUUCAUGAAAUAUUUUGAGACACAGAGCUCCAAUUAUGGAGGUGGUAAAGUGUUGGUGAGCUUGGGAACUGAUGGAAGUGGGGGCUUAUCUCCAGAAAAAGGGUUUUUUGAUGCCUGCAAUAUGCUUAAAGAAUUGAACAAACUUAAUGGGAUAUUUAUAUGGUCAGCAGAUGACUCCAAGAGUGCUGGGUUUCCUUAUGAGAAGGAAUCACUAAACCUUUUGGCCAGCUUAAACUAG
Messenger RNA from Tripterygium wilfordii, 912 nucleotides. RefSeq names its product chitinase 2-like. Gene Ontology annotation, biological process: carbohydrate metabolic process. The coding region runs from base 1 to 912 and encodes 303 amino acids. Gene Ontology annotation, molecular function: hydrolase activity, hydrolyzing O-glycosyl compounds. The transcript has a single exon. The record is from RefSeq and is a predicted model, not a curated record. NCBI's taxonomy places the organism in Eukaryota, Viridiplantae, Streptophyta, Magnoliopsida, Celastrales, Celastraceae.